AUGAGUCAUAACCAUAAGGGUACCCGUCAUGAGACGGUGAUAGAAAUGGUGAAGCCCAUGAGCUUUUCUGGUGGGUUAGAGUUCGUGAACUUAACAUAUACGGUGUUCAAGAAAAAGAAGACUGAUGAAGGGAAAUGGGUGAGUCAAGAAGCCGACUUGUUGAAUAGGAUCACAGGAUAUGCACCAAAAGGGUCUAUUACAGCGGUUAUGGGCCCUAGUGGUGCGGGGAAAUCUACUUUUCUUGAUGGGCUAGCGGGGCGUAUUGCAAGUGGUAGCCUUAAGGGUAAAGUGUCAUUAGAUGGAAGUGAGAUGAGCCCGAGCUUGAUCAAGAGAACUUCUGCUUAUAUAAUGCAAGAUGACAGACUCUUUCCAAUGCUAACUGUUUAUGAAACCUUGAUGUUUGCUGCUGAUUUUCGGUUAGGGUCGAUCACCAAGGCUGAAAAGAGGCAGCGUGUUGAGACAUUAAUUGAGCAACUUGGUUUGUCGUCAGCAAGGAACACAUACAUUGGUGAUGAAGGAACACGAGGAGUUUCAGGGGGUGAACGCCGCAGAGUGUCAAUUGGAGUAGACAUCAUCCAUGGUCCAUCAUUGCUUUUUCUCGAUGAGCCAACUUCGGGUUUGGACUCAUCCAGUGCUCAAAGUGUGAUUGAAAAGGUUCACAACAUAGCACGAUCAGGAAGCACAGUAGUUCUAACCAUUCACCAGCCGUCCUCACGUAUCCAACUUCUACUUGACCACCUUAUUAUACUGGCCCGUGGUCAACUCAUGUACCAAGGAUCACCCAAAGAUGUGGGAAUUCAUCUUGGUCGAUUGGGCAGGAAAGUUCCUAAAGGUGAAAACCCUAUAGAGUUUCUCAUUGAUGUGAUACAGCUAUACGACCAAUCUGAAUAUGGAGUUGAUGCAUUGGCUGAAUUCGUAGUCACAGGUAAGAAACCUCCACAUUUAUCAGAUGAUGAAAUGUCAUUUCCUACCCCGACACCACCACGGCCUCAUCGGAGUUCCGGAAAGAAGUUUCACUUAAAUCAGGAUAUGGGAUUUGAUCAUAGUGUGAGAAGCCCAUGGAACAACUCCAAGUCAUGGAGCCAAUCAGGAAUCAUAGAUUCGAUUAAAUCAACUCCAUCACGUUAUUGGAAUGGUCACAAGAAACCGAAUCCAGCAAGGGCAACCUCUAACUACUACACAAACUCGAGUGACAUCGUAUCAAGAACCCCGACUCCACAUAGCAGUGACUACUCACUGAAUGAAGAUGACUACAUCACCCCAUCAAUGACUGCAGAUGCUGUAACGUACCGCCAUUUAGGCCCAAAAUUUUCAAACUCUUUCUUUGCAGAAACAUGGGUUUUGAUGCGUAGAAAUUUUACAAACAUUAGGCGAACCCCUGAGCUGUUUCUAUCACGGCUCGUGGUAUUGACCAUAAUGGGUUUUAUGAUGGCUACCAUGUUCAAGAACCCCGGAAGGACAAUGCAAGGGAUUACCAAUAGACUCAGUUUCUUCAUCUUCACUGUUUGUCUUUUUUUCUUCUCCUCAAACGAUGCGGUGCCUGCAUUUAUUCAAGAACGAUUCAUAUUUGUCCGGGAGACUUCUCAUAAUGCAUACAGGGCCUCUUCUUACACCAUUGCAGGUCUGAUCACUUACCUUCCGUUUCUCCUACUCCAGGCUGCAGUUUACGCAGGUCUCACAUGGUUUGCAUUGAAGCUCGAAGGCCCGUUUAUGUACUUCUUGAUAGUUCUUUAUGUUUCUCUGCUUUCCACCAAUUCAUUUGUGGUGUUCGUGAGUUCGAUAGUCCCAAAUUACAUUCUCGGGUAUGCUGCAGUUAUUGCUUUCACAGCUCUAUUCUUCUUGUUUUGUGGGUAUUUCUUGAACAGUCAUGAUAUUCCCCCUUACUGGAGAUGGAUGAAUAAGAUAUCCACAAUGACAUAUCCUUAUGAAGGGCUUUUGAUUAAUGAGUAUCAGAGGCAUGAAGUAUUCGGGCAGACCCUUAUUGGGACAAAUGUAACUGGAAUCGAUAUCCUGCAAUCCCUGCAGAUUUAUCACGAGAAAGAUCCAAAAUGGACAAAGGUUUACAUAAUGUUGGGAUGGGCAGUUCUAUAUAGGAUCUUGUUCUACAUAGUACUUCGUUUUGCCUCCAAGAAUCAAAGGUCAUAA
Erigeron canadensis is the source of this 2145-nucleotide messenger RNA. RefSeq names its product ABC transporter G family member STR2-like. Gene Ontology annotation, molecular function: ATP binding; ABC-type transporter activity; ATP hydrolysis activity. The transcript has 3 exons. The record is from RefSeq and is a predicted model, not a curated record. Gene Ontology annotation, cellular component: membrane. The coding region runs from base 1 to 2145 and encodes 714 amino acids. Lineage: Eukaryota; Viridiplantae; Streptophyta; Magnoliopsida; Asterales; Asteraceae.